This is a messenger RNA of Ceratotherium simum simum (southern white rhinoceros), 1317 nucleotides long. It is a transcript of the gene RFXANK, whose product is annotated as regulatory factor X associated ankyrin containing protein. Gene Ontology annotation, cellular component: nucleus. NCBI's taxonomy places the organism in Eukaryota, Metazoa, Chordata, Mammalia, Perissodactyla, Rhinocerotidae. Gene Ontology annotation, molecular function: protein binding. Gene Ontology annotation, biological process: positive regulation of transcription by RNA polymerase II. The record is from RefSeq and is a predicted model, not a curated record.
CCACCCCUCUCGAUCCGGUGGGGCUCCCUUCUGAGCUGUGCGGACAAGAACGCGCAGGCGCAACUGCAUUGCUCGGGCCCCAGCGGAAACCAUGCCCCUUCUCCAAAACUUAAAGGGCCAGAAGCAGUGCUUAACGCUCAGGCUCUUCCGCACUUUUGGGGGGUGGGGGUGCGCAGGCGCAGUGGGGGAGCUCUUGGGUUGGGGUAGCGGUUGCGUAUCAAGUUGCUCUCUGUCCUGGCAGAAAAAGACGAGGCGCUGCGGGUCCAGGCUCCAGCUUGCUCUCCCAUACAUCAGUUGGAGGAGUAAAGUUCGUGAAUUGGGCCCCCAAGUUUUGGGGGACCCGGGCUUGCUGCGCGGAGUGACAGAGGCGGCUCCUGGGAGCUUCCCCCAUGGAGCCCACCCAGCCUGCAGAGGACCUCAGCCUGACCCAGCAGCCCCCCACGCCAGAAUUUGGGGACCCUGAAGACCCUGGGGAUGAGGCCCCCGACGGCUCGGACACUGUAGUCCUCAGUCUCUUCCCCUGCACCCCGGAGCCUGGGAAUCCUGAACCCGAUGCUGGCGCCUCCUCCCCUCAGGCAGGCAGCUCCCUGAAGCACUCCACGACCCUCACCAACCGGCAGAGGGGGAACGAGGUCUCAGCCCUGCCGGCCACCCUGGACUCCCUGUCCAUCCACCAGCUCGCAGCCCAGGGGGAGCUGAGCCAGCUGAAGGAGCAUCUGAGGAAAGGUGACAACCUCAUCAACAAGCCGGACGAGCGCGGCUUCACUCCCCUCAUCUGGGCCUCGGCCUUUGGAGAAAUCGAGACUGUCCGCUUCUUGCUCGAGUGGGGUGCCGAUCCCCACAUCCUGGCCAAGGAGCGGGAGAGCGCGCUGUCACUGGCCAGCACAGGUGGCUACACGGACAUCGUGGGGCUGCUACUUGAGCGUGACGUGGACAUCAACAUCUACGACUGGAAUGGAGGGACGCCACUGCUGUACGCCGUGCGUGGGAACCAUGUAAAGUGCGUCGAGGCCUUGCUGGCCCGAGGAGCUGAUCUCACCACAGAGGCCGACUCCGGCUACACCCCAAUGGACCUCGCUGUGGCCCUGGGAUACCGGAAAGUGCAGCAGGCGAUCGAGAACCACAUCCUUAAACUCUUCCAGAGCAACCUGGUGCCCACCGAUCCCGAGUGAGGGCUGUCUGCAGGGGACUCAGACACUCAGGGAACAAAACGGUCGACCCAGAGCUGGGGGAACCCAGAACUGGCUUCAAAGGCAGCUCCUGGACAGACGGUGGGAGGGGGCCCUCCCCAAGAGGAGCCAAUAAACCUGUGCAGAA